This is a messenger RNA of Durio zibethinus, 1604 nucleotides long. Its product is annotated as pyrroline-5-carboxylate reductase. NCBI's taxonomy places the organism in Eukaryota, Viridiplantae, Streptophyta, Magnoliopsida, Malvales, Malvaceae. The record is from RefSeq and is a predicted model, not a curated record.
AUUUUCUUUUAAGUAUAGCAAUGUUGUCCCCAAACAAAAAAUCGUGACAACAUUAAUCCUUUUUUCCGAUAUACUUUUUCAUUUUGUGUUGUUGACGUCGGCUAUGGUGCAUGAGUCAGGGUUUGGCUGGAACCUUUCUAUCGCUUUUCCACGUUUUCCCUGUUCAUGAAAAUAAUACAAGAGGGGGAAAAAUCGUCGGGUUGCUGAGAACCUAAAAAGAUUCUGCAAGGUGUAAAGCAAGAGCUUGGCAAACCCAGCAAGGAACCAGUUAUUGCAAGCUUCAGCCGAGGAAGUAAUUGUAAUUCUCCAAAAUGCCCAUAAAAGACUUCUGGUCCAAAUCCAAUUAGUUAUGUCCUAAAAAUCCCAUAGAUUAAUAAAACUUUCAAGAACCCAACUGUCCUUCUCGACCAAGACAUCGGUAAGUUUACUCGAAGCAUCCCAAAUUAUUAGAUCGUCUUCCAAGCACAAGUACUACACGACCCAAUCACAUGCCGCCAAGGUGCUUAAGUUGUCCACCCUUGCUACUGAUUUCGCUUGGUAUUCCUCGUUAACUUAUAUUUGUUUUGUACAUAAAUGGACAUGGCCUAUGAAAAAUAAAAAUCAAUAUCUCUGCGUCCUUCUAAGGAACUCAAAACUCUUUUAACCGCAAAGGAGCCGAGGACUCCCCGUUAACGUCUUUGCUCAAUCUUAUAGUAUACUUUUCCAUCUUCUCAUCUUGAAGUCUAGGACAUAGAGAGGCACCCAAAGGCCAAAACUCACCAGGAAACAAUUCCGAAAGGCACAAAAUAACUGAAAACCAAAAUAGAAAAGACAUAGGAAACCAAGCGCAGAGACAGAAAGCGAGGGAAUCAAGCCACUUCAAAUAAAGAAAGACAUGAUGGAGCAAGAGCAAGAAGCAUCACCACCCACGUCUCCAUCAUCAAUAACACAUCGUCCACCAUCAUCAUACAUGUUAUUUCUAAAAAUUAUGAGCAAAAGGAGAACAUGGAUAUUUCUCUUUGUGCUAGUUUAUGCCAUCGUUUUAGAUUCUUCAUGGAAUUCCCUUAAAUCAAUACUUUCUUGGUACAAACAUCAAGCCCAACCAUCUUCUGCUUCUUCUGGCUGGCCUGCCCUCUAUGCAUCUGUUCUUCUUGGUGCGGUUUUUGGGUCGCUUUCUAUGGUUGCAGCUCUGGCUGUGGCUGUGCCAGCCACUUUGAUAACCUGGAUAACUGUUGUGGUUUUGCUUGCUUUCUUUGGGAAACCAAAGAGGAAGUUGGUGCUUGAAGGAAUGAAGAUCACAAGAGAAAUCGCUGGUGUUGUGUUCAAGAUUUUGUUGAAGGAAGGGAAUCUUGUAGCUAUCGUUUGUGCCGUUUUGGGGUACUUUGCACUUGUCAGGAAGAACUCUGUUGAGUGAUUAAGUUGAAUUGUAAGUAAUUAAGGCCUUAUCUAGCUGAACAGAUUUUGCUUUCCGGAUAUAUGAAGAAAUUGGAUUUUGGAAGUUUUCCUUGUGAAGCGGUUUGGGAAUGUUAUCCUCCGUGUUGCAUCUAAGACAUUGUUUGGUUUUUGUUAAUUUAAUUUAAGAUAAGAAAUUACAAACCCAUGUAAGAGUUACCCCUGUUUCUUUA